Messenger RNA from Thecamonas trahens ATCC 50062, 1785 nucleotides. Its product is annotated as LIM domain-containing protein unc-97. Gene Ontology annotation, molecular function: transcription coregulator activity. The transcript has 2 exons. Gene Ontology annotation, cellular component: nucleus; Z disc. Lineage: Eukaryota; Apusomonadida; Apusomonadidae. The coding region runs from base 1 to 1785 and encodes 594 amino acids. The record is from RefSeq and is a predicted model, not a curated record.
AUGCGCAAACACGACGACCGCCCCUCUAACGACGACCUGGACGACCUCAUGGCCGAGCUGGAGAUCGAGGUGGAGGAGGAGGUAGCGGCGGAAGCUGAUGCUGCCGCCAAGGCCAAGGCUGAGGCUGAUGCUGCCGCCAAGGCCAAAGCUGAGGCCGAUGCUGCCGCCAAGGCCAAGGCUGAGGCUGAUGCUGCCGCCAAGGCCAAGGCUGAGGCUGAGGCUGCCGCCAAGGCCAAGGCUGAGGCUGAGGCUGCCACCAAGGCCAAGUCUGAGGCCGAGGCCGAUGCUGCCGCCAAGGCUAAUACUCCCUCCCAGCCCCACGCCGCACACCAGACGCGUUCCACUCCCGUCAGUCGGACGGCGGCUGAGCGCGGCGAGAUCCCGCUGAUGGGGAGAAAGGCGAAGCAGUCGUCGCCGCCGCAAUUCGGGGGCAACCACGCCAAGUGCCCAAAGUGCAGCAAGACUGUGUACCCCAUCGAAGCGCGCAAGAUCAACGACAUCCGCUACCACAAGACUUGCGCCCGCUGCGCCGAGUGCGACAAGACUGUCGGAGCCGACUAUGUUGUUGCCAACAACCAACUCUACUGCAAGGUCCAUGUACCCAAGUCGAGCGCAUUGGUCGCGAGCUCGGCACCACCGCCGAGCUCUAGGACUUCUUCUCGCCCUGCAUCGGUGGGUGGCUUUGGCGGCGGCGGCUCCAAGUGCCCGACGUGCGCAAAGACCGUGUACAAGCUCGAGGCGCUUAAGAUUGACAACGUGGUGUUCCACAAGUCUUGCGUCCGCUGUGCAACAUGCGCCAAGGUGCUGAAGAAGGAGACGUACGUCAAGGUCGAGGGCACGUUUUACUGCGAAGGCCAUGUGCCCAAGCUCAAGGCUGUAGACGGCGCCACCGGCGAGCGCCCGUCGUUCGAAGCGCCGCCACCGUCAGGCGCUGCCAUGUCAGCGGUUGGCGAUGAGGUUGCCGCCGCUGUUGACCGCAUCGGUGACCACGUGGCGACGUCUGAGGCGCUGCCCAAGUGCCUCGGCUGCCGCGAGCCGAUUGACGGCGCACGCACCGCUGCGCUCGGCGGCUCGUUCCAUCCGGCUUGCCUCAAGUGCGCCUCGUGCAACAUGCCCAUCAAAGGUGUUGUCAAGGAGGACCUGAAGGCCCGCAAGGCCUACUGCCUCCCGCACUACCAAGCGUCCGGCGGCGCAGCGGCCAAGACCUACACAUGCGUCGCGUGCUCGUCCACCAUCCAGGCCGGCGACCGCGUCACGCUCCCGUCGAACAAGGCCUCGUACCACAAGGCAUGCUUUGUCUGCUCCAAGUGCUCCGGGCCAAUUGCGGGCAGCUCCGCCGACUCGGGCUCGUACGCGCUCGUCGAUGGCGCCCCGGUAUGCUCCUCGUGCAGUGAUCAGGGCGAGUGCCAUGGAUGCAGCUCACCCAUCCGCUCCGCCGUGGUCAUGGAGGUCGUCGGCCGCAAGUACCACCCGGCAUGCCUCAAAUGCUCCGAGUGUGGCACCCGCCUCACCGAGGUCUGCAUCCACAACGGCGACAUCUACUGCGCGACCCACAAUCCCAGCGGUGACAACAUGUGUGCCGGGUGCGGCGCCGCCAUCCAAGGCACCGCCUCGCGCGCAAUCGGCAAGGUCUGGCACCCGGCGUGCCUCGUCUGCCACAGGUGCCAGACUCCUCUCUCUGGCAAGAAGUUCUUCCGCUGCGCCGACGCCGGCGGCGUAGACCAACCAUGGUGCGAAAAGCACAUUCGAGCCGCAAAGCGCAAGGCUGCCCAGGCUGGGCACUAG